CCCAAAUAUCCUCUUUUGCCUCUUCGUUCCGUUGUUCAUUCCAACUCAAAAUUCCUGUGUCAUCACAUCACCUCUUCCAUACUCAAUUUUUUCUCACUCUAUCGCUCAUCCCAACACUUUCCCAAUCCCUUCAACCUCUCAAACUCCCAUCCAUCCACUCUUCUCAUCUUGACUCCACACGAACUUCACACAUAGUUCCAACAUCAUCCACCAUGCCUAAGAUCACAGAGAUUUUCUUCGAUUGCGACAAUACCCUUGUUCUCUCGGAAGAGCUAGCCUUUGAGGCCUGCGCCGAUCUCGCCAAUGAAAUCCUGGAGACGCGUAACAUUGAUGUUCGCUAUACUGGCGAGCAGCUGAUCCAGGACUUCGUUGGACAGAACUUCCGCGGAAUGAUGGGCUCGCUCCAGGACAAGUUUGGCUUCGAAAUGCCCAAGGAGGAGCUUGAAGGGUAUGUUACCAAGGAAGAGGACAAGGUUAUCGCCAAACUCCUUGAAAAGGCCAAGCCCUGUGUAGGAGCCACUGAGGAACUUGAGAAGCUCUUUGCCGAGAAAAAGUAUGGGCUCGCCGUGGUCUCCUCCUCUGCCCUGCGUCGCGUCCGUGCCUCUAUCCAGAAGGUCGGACAGGACAAGUACUUCGACUACGACCGUGUGUUUAGCGCUGCAACCUCUCUUCCCAAGCCUACUUCUAAGCCUGACCCUGCUAUUUAUCUCCACGCUUUGGAUGUCUGCGGAAAGAAGGCCGAGGAGACCGUCACUAUCGAGGACAGCAUCUCCGGUGCGCUGAGCGCCAUCCGCGCCAACAUUGCCGUCAUUGGUUACGUGGGAAGCUACCCCGGUCAAGAGAAGCAGGAAGAGAUGGCCGAGCGACUCACGAAGCUUGGUGCUCAGGUCAUCAUGAGAGAGUGGCAUGAAUUUCCCCAGUGCCUGGAGGAAAUUGAGAGCUGCGCAGUGUCUCCCGCUCUGUGA
Molecule: messenger RNA, 965 nt
Organism: Aspergillus ochraceoroseus IBT 24754
Lineage: Eukaryota; Fungi; Ascomycota; Eurotiomycetes; Eurotiales; Aspergillaceae
Product: HAD family hydrolase
Exons: 2
Coding region: 213-965 (250 amino acids)
Source: RefSeq, a predicted model, not a curated record